AUGCAAUGGCUAAGAACACCUCUGACUAAUCAACGGAGAAAAAAUAACAGAUCAAAGCUCGCGCUGUCCACCUCAGCAUCCCGAGGUGCUACAUCUACCCUUCGGAACAAAGUCGUCGCUUCGUCGACAAUGCUCAAGGGCAAGAAGAAGGAUAAAGAUGGAAAAGAGAAGGCGGAAAAAGAUAAAGAAAAGGAAAAAGAUUUGAAGAAAGAGAAGAAAAAGGAGGAGAAAGAACAAAAGGAACAGAAAGAACAGAAGGAGCAGAAAGAGAUUCCGACGAUACGCACUGAAGACACAAGUGUAAACGACCAUAAUGCACCUCCGCCGCCAGAUGCGCCACCGCCGACUCUGCUCAAGAAAACCCAGUAUGGUGGAGGACCCGUCAUACCUCGUCGAGAUCGUCGGCAGUCUAGUAGCCUAUUCAAUGUAUCUUCCAACAGAGAGCUCGUCAAGUUGCCAGCAAUAAAAGAAGCAGAUCCAUCCGAACGCGAAGAUUUGUUUAUACAAAAGAUUCGACAAUGUUGUGUGGUGUUUGAGUUUGCGCAGGAUCCAUUAAGUGAUAUGAAGUACAAAGAGGUGAAAAGAGCAGCACUGAACGAACUGAUCGAUUAUGUGACAACUUGUAGAGAAGUGAUUACUGAAAAUGUCUACCCCGAAGCAGUUAACAUGUUUGCCUUGAACCUCUUUCGGCCGCUUUCGCCUCCGACGAAUCCUGUCGGUGCUGAGUUCGAUCCAGACGAAGAUGAACCAACGCUUGAGGCAGCUUGGCCACACUUACAGCUUGUUUACGAGUUCUUCCUUCGUUUUCUCGAGUCGCCAGAUUUCCAGUCAAGUAUAGCGAAGAAAUACAUCGACCAUCAAUUUAUGUUGAGGCUUUUGAUGAUUAUGGACUCAGAAGAUCCUCGAGAACGAGAUUUUCUCAAAACAACUUUGCAUCGGAUAUACGGAAAGUUUUUAGGCAUGAGAGCAUACAUCCGAAAGCAGAUCAACAACAUUUUCUACUGUUUCAUUUACGAAACGGAGCGACAUAAUGGCAUUGCAGAGUUGUUAGAGAUUUUAGGAAGUAUUAUCAAUGGUUUCGCCCUUCCACUGAAAGAGGAGCAUAGGACGUUUUUACUUCGAGUUUUGCUGCCGUUACAUAAGGUGAAAUCUCUCUCCACAUAUCAUCCCCAAUUAGCAUAUUGUGUUGUCCAAUUCCUUGAAAAGGACCCAUCUCUUACGGAGCCAGUGAUUCUAGGACUACUCAAGUUCUGGCCGAAAAUUCAUAGCCCGAAGGAGGUGAUGUUCUUAAACGAGCUCGAAGAAGUCUUGGAUGUGAUCGAACCGGUCGAGUUCCAAAAAGUGAUGGUGCCUUUGUUUACGCAGCUGGCACGUUGUGUGAGCAGUCCGCAUUUCCAGGUAGCCGAACGAGCUCUGUAUUACUGGAAUAACGAGUAUGUUAUGUCGCUAAUUGGAGAGAACGCUACAGUAAUACUACCGAUAAUGUUUCCGGCACUCUACAAAAACAGUAAAACGCACUGGAACAAAACAAUCCAUGGACUGAUAUACAACGCUUUGAAAUUGCUGAUGGAGAUAAAUCAGAAGCUAUUCGACGAAUGUUCGCAAAACUAUGCUAAGGAACGCUCGAUGGAAAAAGCUCGACAGGAGGAGAAGGAGCGGAAAUGGGCGAUCAUAGAACAAACAGCCCGAAAGAACCCUCAUUAUGGCGAAGUUAAAGCCGUUUUUUCUGACGUUAAUGGAAUUACGAACUCACUUGAUUCCUUAUCUCUUUCUGAACCUCACACAGAUGAAGAAAUAAAGUUGAGUAAGGAGGAAAUCAUGCGAAAUACUCUGAAUCGGGAGAAUGUCGAGCAAGUCAAUCAGCGCGAAGUCGGUUUCACCCAAAAGCGAACGGAACUUCCUCCGGAUAGACAAACCGAGAAAGCCCUAGACGAGUAUCAGCGGCGUGAUGCGUACUUACGAAAACUGGGUAACACAGAAUAACAAUGUGAGAUCGGUUUAUAGCGAGGUAUAAAAAUUUACUUCUACCGAUCCGUUGUACCGUGCAUCGCUUUAUAAUCUCAAUGUAAUCUCUCAGCAAGUUUUGUAUUCGCGAUGUUGCGAAACCUCUCAUCAAGCUUAAUUCUUCGGAGCCUUAUGUUCCCUAUUUAUUUCACGUGUCUCGCUUUUUUUUUUCACAAUUCCUCAUGGUAUCCGUGAACGAUCUUACAGUCACAUGACCUAACUUGAUGUUCUCCUUGUUUUGGGAUCCUUUACCUAUUCGUGAUAUUGACGCUUCUGGGUCCUAUACUGAUGAUUAUGUACUGUAAAUUGCUUACAAAUCUUUACUUAGAUAACUACGUAAAUACGAGAAAGCCCUCGAAUUACUAUGCCGGUUAUGAGUUUUUGUUCUGUUUUCCUUCAUUUUCUUACAUAGCUUUCAUACUACAAUUCUUGCUGAACCUAUACUGCUGCAUUUCAUCUCCAUAAUCUGCAAUCUCUCUGCUGCGGUUUCUUUUUUUGACCUUUAUCUUUUCCUCAUAUGCAUUCUUUAUGCUGUAUUUACAACUGAUUGACUAUGGAUCUGAUGAAUUGGUCAUGGUGAUAUAAAAAUGACUCA
Molecule: messenger RNA, 2599 nt
Organism: Cylicocyclus nassatus
Lineage: Eukaryota; Metazoa; Nematoda; Chromadorea; Rhabditida; Strongylidae
Source: the annotation of a GenBank genome assembly